AUGCCUUUUCCGGAUACCACCAUCGAACAAUGGCGGGAGUUUCCUGAGCUUUUGGAUGACCACGACCAGAUUACCAGCAGGUAUGGAACCACGGGCGUCCGUUCGCAGGGAAAGCUGAUCAUCGUCGAUACCGGCCUGCAGGCUCCCGACGGUACGCUGAUGUCCGACAUGCGAGCCAAGGGCGUCGACCCGGAGGCUGUCGACCUGGUGGUGUUCACUCACCUCCACCCCGACCACGUGGGCUGGAACCUCACUGACGGCAAGCCCAAUUUCCCCAACGCCCGUUACCUGGCGCCGCGGAAGGACUGGGACUACUGGACGCAGCCCGACGUGCUGGCCGGCGCCGCCCAUGUCCGCGACCAGGUGGUACCCCUGCAGGGUCUGGGAUUCAUCGACCUGAUCGACGACGACUACCGGAUCACGGACGAGCUCACCACGGUCUCCACGCCGGGGCAUACCCCGGGCCACGUCUCAAUCAUGAUCGCCUCGGGCGGAGAACGGGGUUACAUCCUGGGCGACGUGGCGCACAAUCCGGCCCAGGCGCAUUACACCGACUGGUGCCCCAUAUUCGACAUCCAGCCGGACCUGUCCCGGAGCACCAGGCAUUCCGUGAUGGACAUGCUGGAAAACGAGCAGAUUUUGGUCUCCGCCGGACACUAUCCCGAUCCCGGCUUCGGCCAUUUCGUCCGGGUCAACGGACGGCGCUCCUGGCGGGGCAUCUAG
Messenger RNA from Geodia barretti, 723 nucleotides. Lineage: Eukaryota; Metazoa; Porifera; Demospongiae; Tetractinellida; Geodiidae. The record is from the annotation of a GenBank genome assembly.